AUGGUACUUAGUGACAGAAUAGCACACAUUUGUCAUUUGCCCUACUUCAUGGGAGCUGCUGUGGUGAUAGCAUUCUUCGUAUGCUGGGUCCCGUUCCACGUGCAGCGUUUGUUUUUCAUCUACGGCUACAACUUGCCGCAGUUCCACGUCAUAAAUGAGCAUUUGUUCAACGUGGCUGGAGCCCUGUACUACGUUUCGGCUACUGUCAACCCGAUACUGUACAACGUUAUGAGUGGCAGAAAACUCUUUGACAUCAUGACGUCAAUGGAUGGUUGUCAAACGUUGCCUAGAGAUUGUAAAUUUCGUCGUGAAUUGUCAACACGAGUUGGUGUAAUCGGUAAGGCGUGUGGAUUACACCACAGAGACCCCGAGUUCGAGACCCGCCGUAAACAUGAAGUUUUUUAG
Molecule: messenger RNA, 405 nt
Organism: Spodoptera exigua (beet armyworm)
Lineage: Eukaryota; Metazoa; Arthropoda; Insecta; Lepidoptera; Noctuidae
Source: the annotation of a GenBank genome assembly